This is a messenger RNA of Effrenium voratum, 1072 nucleotides long. The record is from the annotation of a GenBank genome assembly. NCBI's taxonomy places the organism in Eukaryota, Dinophyceae, Suessiales, Symbiodiniaceae.
UUGCUCAAUUGCACCUGCAAAAUCCAAACGCCGCCACAGCCAAUCCACAUCCGCAUUUUGAUCUUCAAUGCCGGGCGCAGACGGUGACCUGACACUAUGGGCCAUCAUCCCCACCGGUGGCGAGUGCCGGGAGGUGGAGCUUACGGCACGGCCGCAGGACACUGGCGUAGAUUUGAAGAAGAUGAUCGAGAAGGCGGUCAACAUCCCUGUCGAUGACAUGGAGAUUUUUGUAAAGAACCCCAGCGGGUCAAAGCAGAAGUGGCUCCGCGACGACGCGACGCUGGAGUCCGAGGAGAUCGAGGACUCGGCUGUCCUCACUGUUGGUGUUCAUGGCACCGGCGGAAGGCAAACAGCUGUUGUCAGCGACGAUGAGCUGCCGCAAGACGCAGUGCAGAACUCCAUCGCUGUGAAGGGGGACAGCAGCUACUACUUCGCCCACUCCAGGAAGAUGGAUGUGCCGGAAGAGCACCGCAUCGUUUCUGGAGGCGCGCCCCAAAGGCUGGGCGAAGCGGAAGCGCUGAAAGAGCCUGUGCGGCAGGUGCUGGAAGGGGAGGAGCCACAGCGGCCAGAGCGGGCCAUCUUGAACUACGCCUGGGGCGACGAGAAGGAGGCGGUGAAGCUCUACGUGUCCGCGGAGGCGGAGCCGGAGGCGCUGGGCGCCGCCCAGGACGGCAAGGGCGGCCAAGUGGAGGUCUCGUGGCGUCCCAAAGCACUGAAGCUGAAGGUCCACGCAGAGAAGCUGGACUGGGUGCUUGACCUAGAUCGUUUGUACUACGAGAUCAUCCCCGAGGAGUGCAAAUUCAGAGUGAGCGAGAACAAGCGGAUCACGCUCACCCUGAAGAAGAAGGAGGCCUACGCCUGGCUGAAGCUCCUGAAGCCGGACGCUUGAGCGGCCAGAAGGCGACUGCUAGAGCCGAGUGGUUCACGCCGGGCAGCCGACAGCGUUUCGUCCGGUUUCUCAACGGGAGCGGGGCGUGAGACGCCUGACGGUCCCGCGGGGAGGAUGGUCUCGCAUUCGCCUCCCUCAUGCCAACUUUGCCGAGCAUCCCUCCAGGUCUCUGUAAACUUGCUA